AUGGAGCUCGAUCCGGACUACACGUUCGUACAGCUCGUUCCCAGGCACUACAUGGGAAUCGAACAUAAAGACACUCAGCACUACUUUAGGAAAUGGGGAUUGCAAGGCAACAUUAGUAUUCAAGAUUUUUGCUUUAAUCAGCCAUUCCAGCCGUACAAUAAGUAUCAUUUAGCAGAAAAAUUUUUCAAGGACCAGAAGGUCGUUUGCUCUUUAUUGCUCAAGCAAGGAGACUCGUGGGUCAAUAAAGGCAUCAAAGCGGCCUCGGUUCAAGUUACUCCUGUUCCAUGCACGGUAUUAAAUACGUCAUUUUUUGACAAAUUACUUGAUCCUGCCAACAAAAUUGUCCGAGAUUCUGGACUAAUUAACAAGCAAUGUGACACAUACGUCGAUGGAUUUACGAUUUCCGAUAAGCUCCGAGGGAUGCUUCUUGACGAGGAAUGCGAUCAAUACAAUUUGUACAGCGCCAAAGAACGAGAAGAAUUCAUCUUCCGUAUUUUUGAGAUGCUGAUUCUUGGUGGAGCUCUGUGCCAGUAUGAAGAUGAAUUGAAACCCUAUCUGGAUGUUACCAAGAAGAUUUAUAAGGAACUAGUUAGAGUUCGCAAACAAGAAGAGAGUUGUGAUCUGUCCAUAGGAACGACCGUUUUACAAGUGGUAGCGAAGGAUUCUCAGGGCGAAGCGUUUUUUCCGGCCAAUCCAGGCCACCGGCAAAAUAUUGGAUUCCUGCUAAUUGAUGGCUCGGGUCGACAGAUAACGACGCUUUUGCAUCAAUUUGGAAGUUUUCAUUGGUAAACG
Molecule: messenger RNA, 792 nt
Organism: Phymastichus coffea
Lineage: Eukaryota; Metazoa; Arthropoda; Insecta; Hymenoptera; Eulophidae
Product: cilia- and flagella-associated protein 300-like
Exons: 6
Coding region: 1-789 (262 amino acids)
Source: RefSeq, a predicted model, not a curated record